AAUCCGGCCGAAAGCACACCUCACUCAGACGCUAAAUACAGCCAGUCUGCGGGCCGAAGCAUCAAACAAGCAAUGUGGAAAUAACAAGGAUCCACAGAGCAAUAAGUGGCAACCAAGUCGGCGUAUAACUAGCUAGCUUUUGGAUAACAGAGAAAACCAAUCAUAACCCCCAGCAUGCUGCUCCUCUCCACGGCAACAGGAUAAAGAGCGAGGACGAGUGUGUGCUGCAGUGCCCCCCGUGAGCUGAGCAAUGGGGAACACGGCGACCAAGUUCCGCAAGGCGCUCAUCAAUGGGGACGAGGGCCUGGCCUACCAGCUGUAUGAGAGCAACCCCCAGUUUAAGGAGUCCCUGGACCCCAACACCUCGUAUGGGGAGCCCUAUCAGCACAACACCCCUCUGCACUACGCCUCGCGCCAUGCCAUGAACCGACUCAUGAGGUCCUUCCUUUUCUGCAAAGAUGGCAACCCCAACAAGCGGAAUGUGCACAAUGAAACAGCGCUGCACCUCCUGUGCAUGGGCCCGCAGAUCCUGCUGGCCGAAACUGCGCUGCACCCGCGCAUCACGCGCCCUUACGAGGACGAGCAGAAGCGUGCUGACUGCCUCCAGAUGGUGCUCAAGUGGACUGGUGCCAAGCUGGAGCAGGGCGAGUAUGAGCGGGCCAACGUCAAUGCCACCGACAACAAGAAAAGCACCUGCCUGCAUUACGCCGCUGCCUCAGGGAUGAAGACCUGCGUGGAGCUUCUGGUGAAGAGUGAUGCUGACCUGUUUGCCGAGAACGAGAACAAGGAGACGCCUUGUGACUGUGCCGAGAAGCAGCACCACAAGGAGCUGGCCCUCAGCCUCGAGUCCCAGAUGGUCUUCUCCAAAGACCCCGAGGCGGAAGACAUCGAGGCUGAGUACGCUGCCCUGGACCGCAAAGAGCCCUACGAGGGCCUGAAGCUGCAGGACCUGCGACGACUCAAGGACAUGCUGAUCGUGGAGACGGCCGACAUGCUGCAGGCUCCACUCUUCACCGCCGAGGCGCUGCUCAGGGCACAUGACUGGGACAGGGAGAAGUUACUUGAAGCCUGGAUGUCCAACCCUGAAGACUGCUGCCAGCGGUCAGGGGUCCAGAUGCCAACGCCUCCGCCCAGCGGGUACAACGCCUGGGACACACUGCCCUCCCCCCGGACCCCCCGAACCACCCGCUCCUCUGUCACCUCACCUGAUGAGAUCAGCCUUUCACCUGGGGAUGAGAGUGUGCCGCUGUGUGGUAUCUGCAUGUGUGCCAUCUCUGUGUUCGAAGACCCUGUGGACAUGUCAUGUGGUCACGAGUUUUGCAGAGGCUGCUGGGAAGGGUUUUUAAAUAUGAAGAUCCAAGAGGGGGAGGCUCACAAUAUCUUCUGCCCGGCCUAUGACUGCUUCCAGCUGGUUCCUGUGGAAGUCAUAGAGAGUGUGGUUUCCAGAGAGAUGGACAAGCGCUACCUCCAGUUUGACAUUAAGGCAUUCGUGGAGAACAACCCUGCGAUUCGGUGGUGCCCCACUGCCGGGUGUGAGCGGGCAGUCCGCCUCACCCGCCAAGGCCCGGGUGCCAGCGCUUCCGACUCCCUCAGCUUCCCCUUGCUCAGAGCUCCUGCUGUGGAUUGUGGAAAGGGCCACCUCUUCUGCUGGGAGUGCCUUGGAGAGGCCCAUGAACCAUGUGAUUGCCAAACCUGGAAGAUGUGGCUCCAGAAAGUCUCGGAGAUGAAGCCGGAAGAAUUGGCGGGUGUGAGUGAGGCUUAUGAAGACGCUGCCAACUGUCUGUGGUUGCUCACCAACUCCAAACCCUGUGCCAACUGCAAGUCACCAAUUCAGAAGAAUGAGGGCUGCAAUCACAUGCAGUGUGCCAAGUGUAAGUAUGACUUUUGCUGGAUCUGCCUGGAGGAGUGGAAGAAGCACAGCUCGUCUACAGGGGGCUACUACCGCUGCACACGCUACGAGGUCAUCCAGCAGGUGGAGGAGCAGUCCAAGGAGAUGACCGUGGAGGCUGAGAAGAAGCACAAGAGCUUUCAGGAACUUGACCGUUUCAUGCACUACUACACACGCUACAAGAACCAUGAACACAGCUACCAGCUGGAGCAGCGUCUUCUGAAAACAGCCAAAGAAAAGAUGGAACAGCUGAGCAGAGCCUUCAGUGGGAGGGAAGGCACUGCCCCUGACACCAUGUUCAUCGAAGAUGCUGUGCAUGAGCUUCUGAAGACCCGCCGCAUCCUCAAGUGCUCUUACCCAUAUGGCUUCUUUCUGGAACCCAAAAGCACAAAGAAAGAAAUAUUUGAACUUAUGCAGACUGACCUGGAGAUGGUGACAGAGGACCUCGCUCAGAAAGUCAACAGGCCUUACCUCCGCACCCCUCGCCACAAGAUCAUCCGCGCUGCCUGCCUGGUCCAGCAGAAGAGGCAGGAGUUCUUGGCAUCUGUCGCCAGGGGAGUGGCCCCCAACGACUCCCCUGAAGCCCCACGGCGCAGCUUCGCUGGAGGGACAUGGGACUGGGAGUACCUAGGUUUUGCUUCUCCUGAGAUCCUGAGGAAUCAAUCAGUACUUGGAGGGAAUGAUCAAAGAGAGAACUGUCAAAAUUCAGGAGGCCAGCAGCAGGAGUAUGCUGAAUUUCAGUACCGCCGGCGGCACCGGCAGCGGCGGCGUGGCGACAUGCACAGCCUACGGAGCAACACCCCUGACCCUGACGAUGCAGGAGAAAGCACUUUAGAUGCCCAGGAGGGGGGCGGAGGGAGGAGACACGUGCCCUCCAUGGUGAGUUCAGCUUCUAUGAGUAUUCUGCACAGCUCCUCACUCCAUGACUACUAUACCCCUCUCAGUCCCUCUGAAAACCAGGACUCACUCCAGGGCCUCAGCUCCCUGGAUGAGGACGACCCCAACAUUCUGCUGGCUAUUCAGCUGUCCCUGCAGGAGUCUGGGCUGGCUAUGGGCAGUGAAGCCCAGGAGUUCCUGAAUAAUGAAGCCUCGCUGGGGGCCAUCGGCACCUCCCUGCCAUCCAGGCUGGACCCCGCCCCCCAUAGCAUGGAGGUUCCGCGCACCGCCCUGAGCAGCUCUGAGCUGCUGGAGCUGGGGGACAGCCUAAUGAGGUUGGGCAACAUCACCAGCCAGUAUGCCCCCGAACGCUUUGACAACCUGCAGCCCUUCGGUGACGCCCCGGGGGGCGUCUUCUCCUCAUCCAGCGACACGGACUCUGCCUGCCACGACCCCUCCGCCAACGCCAACCUGCUGGGCAACAUCAUGGCCUGGUUCCACGACAUGAACCCCCAGAGCAUUGCACUGAUCCCCUCAGCUUCCUCCGACCCACCCCCGGAUGCCCUGGCGCUGCUUGCUGCCAAAGAGGCCCCGGAGUCUCAGGUGCAGCCCCGGGAGGUGGGGGAGGGGCAGGGGGAGCAGCAGGGGGAGGAGUCUGAGGUGGGGAGGGCAGAGCCAGAGCCCCCCCAGCCUGGUGAGGAUGCGGAGGCUUUGUGGCCCAGCCAACUCGAGUUGGAGGGUGUGUCCACCACCGCUGCAGCCACUACCCGGGACCUGGAGCAGGAGGGUGGAGAGAGCCACUGUAGCACCACCCUUGGUCAUGCCGACGUCCCUGAAUGUGACUCCGACCCUAGGCUCCAACCGGGAAGCUCAUCCCCUGAGUGGGAGGAGCAAGUGCACCUGGUGUGAAAGCAGGCAAGGUGCAUCCUCCUGUAAUGUCUCUACCACUUUGAAAGGCAGAUCAGCCAUGGCAGCCAACGGAUAGGAAAAGAGAGCUGAUUACUGGUAACGCAACCAAGAGCUAACUUUUUUGGGGAGGAGAGAGGAAUCGAAUUGGAAUUCACAAGUGUUGAUUAAAGUGAUCCAAAGUUUAAGAAAAAUUUUUCCACAAAUCUGGAAAAUUCUCCUUGUGUCAUGCAGUACUUGGAUAAUAAUAAUGGCGAGUGGCAAAGUCCUUCAAAAAAAGCAAGUGCCAGUAAGAAAGGACAGUGAAGUACUUUCAAAUGAGAAAGCAUUGUUUGUAAAGAAGAGCUGCUUUUCUCUAAUAAGUGAUAGAUUAGACUAUCAAAUCAGCUGUAUGUCAACGUGCUUUUUUCUCAUGAGCACCCUGGCAACACCCCCUGUCCUCCUUUGAUCUCUCACCCCAACUGGGAAGGCUGUAGCCAUGACAUCAGGGUGGCGAUGAGGUGGGCGGGAGUGGCUUUGGCGUCGGCCCACUGGUGGCGUGGUUGCAGUACA
This is a messenger RNA of Megalops cyprinoides (Indo-Pacific tarpon), 4222 nucleotides long. It is a transcript of the gene ankib1a, whose product is annotated as ankyrin repeat and IBR domain containing 1a. The coding region runs from base 251 to 3673 and encodes 1140 amino acids. Gene Ontology annotation, cellular component: ubiquitin ligase complex; cytoplasm. The transcript has 21 exons. Gene Ontology annotation, biological process: ubiquitin-dependent protein catabolic process; protein polyubiquitination; positive regulation of proteasomal ubiquitin-dependent protein catabolic process. The record is from RefSeq and is a predicted model, not a curated record. Gene Ontology annotation, molecular function: zinc ion binding; ubiquitin protein ligase activity; ubiquitin conjugating enzyme binding. Lineage: Eukaryota; Metazoa; Chordata; Actinopteri; Elopiformes; Megalopidae.